GACGGACUAUAAAAGCUGCAGGAUCUGGUUCUGCUGCAGACGGACUCUAAAAGCUGCAGGAUCUGGUUCUGGUGCAGACGGACUAUAAAAGCUGCAGGAUCUGGUUCUGCUGCAGACGGACUAUAAAAGCCUGCAGGAUCUGGUUCUGGUGCAGACGGACUAUAAAAGCUGCAGGAUCUGGUUCUGGUGCAGACGGACUAUAAAAGCUGCAGGAUCUGGUUCUGCUGCAGACGGACUAUAAAAGCCUGCAGGAUCUGGUUCUGGUGCAGACGGACUAUAAAAGCUGCAGGAUCUGGUUCUGCUGCAGACGGACCGAGACUCAGCAUGGCCCAGAAGACGGCUCUGAUCGUUUACGCCCACCAGAGUCCGGGCUCCUUCAACGCCGCCGCCAGAGACGUGGCGGUGGAGGAACUGACCUCCCAGGGGUUCAAGGUCACUGUGUCCGACCUCUACGCCAUGAACUUCAGGUCCAGCACCACGAGGGACGACGUCAUCGGAGAGCUGAAGAACCCCGACCUGUUCCAGUACGGGGAGGAAACCAUGCUCGCCUGGAUGGAGAGUCGGCUCAGCGACGACAUCGUGGCCGAGCAGAAGAAGGUGGAGGAAGCCGAGCUCGUCAUCUUCCAGUUCCCCCUCUACUGGUUCAGCGUUCCUGCCAUCCUGAAGGGCUGGAUGGACCGAGUUCUGACCCAAGGAUUCGCCUUCUCCCUCCAGAAGAUGUACAACCACGGAGUGUUCAAGGAUAAAAAGGCUGUAUUAUCUUUCACCACCGGAGCAACUUCCUCCAUGUUCCAGCCUGACGGCAUCAACGGAGACAUCAACGUGGCUCUGUGGCCCCUGCAGAACGGGACUCUCCACUUCUGCGGGUUCCGGGUUCUGGCUCCUCAGAUCUUCUGGGGUCCGGCUCACUGUCCGGCCGGCGUGCGGACCGCCAUGCUAGCGGGGUGGCGGUCGCGCCUGAAGGGGCUGCUAGCGGAGCCGCCGUUGACCUUUGCCCCCUGCGAGCUGUUCGACCUGAGCUUCCAGGGCGGGUUCCUGCUCCGGCCCGAGGUGAAGGAGGAGCUGGCGCCGCAGCGCUACGGCAUCACCACCGGACACCACCUGGGGAAGCCGCUGCCGCCGGACAACCAGACCAAGGCACCGCCCACCGACAACUAGAGGCUCCGCCCCCCGAAAACUAGAGACCCCGCCCCCGACAACCAGACCCAGGCUACGCUAGACUAGAAUAGCACAAGGCUCCGCUCUCCGACUAGCUCAGGGGUCUCUGGGCUAGUCCAGAGACACCUGGGCUAGUCCAGGGGUCGGCAACCGAACAUGUUUUAGAUCCAUAUUGGACCAAAAAAAACAAAUAUGUCUGGAGCCACAAAAAAUGUAAAGUCUUGUAUCAGAAUUAGAAUGAAGGAACACAUGCUGCAUGUUUCUAUAUUAGUUAUAUUAGUUACUAUCAACAUGACUGAGUUGGCUACAAAUACACUAGAGUUCACAUUCCUGCAUAAAAGUCUGAUCCCUGCACUAGAAUAACAACCUUCACUUAUCAGUUCAUAUCUGUGUAUAUCAUUUGUGGGACUUUAUAUGUUUAAUAUUUACAUUUUAAAUAAAACUACACAGCUGGAAAAGAUCAGAUAUUCAGUGAAAGGAAACUGUAACAAAUGUUAUAAUAAGUGUCUUCUCUUUCUUACGUUCUUCUUCUCUUUCCAGUCCCUGAUUGACGGAUCCUCCUCCCUCUCUUUUCUCUCUUUCUUCCUCCUUUUAUAUAUAUUUUAUAUAUUUAUUCACUGUUCCUUUGUUUUUGGGGUUUUUUUGUUUUGCUUUGGUUUUUUUCCCGUCUUUAUUCAUCUAUUUUUUAAUUUAUACUGUGUAGCUUUAAUACUUAAAUAUUACGUAAAAUAAUUUUCAGUUAUUUAUCAAUAUUUUCGUUGAAUUGUCUAAUGUUCUGUUCUUAAAUAAAAAAAGACUGUAUAUCUUCUUUUUUUAUUCCUGUUCUACUGUGCCUAACCCCCUAAUAAAAAUAUUAAAACAAAAAUAA
Molecule: messenger RNA, 2026 nt
Organism: Cololabis saira (Pacific saury)
Lineage: Eukaryota; Metazoa; Chordata; Actinopteri; Beloniformes; Belonidae
Product: NAD(P)H dehydrogenase [quinone] 1-like
Exons: 6
Coding region: 325-1158 (277 amino acids)
Cellular component (GO): cytosol
Molecular function (GO): NAD(P)H dehydrogenase (quinone) activity
Source: RefSeq, a predicted model, not a curated record